GUCAUCAUCGUCCUGGAUUAUCGUCACGCGAUGACUACCUCAGCACCUCUUUACGGGCCGCUGUGGGCGUUCGGGUACGCGCUGGGCGUGUUCCCCUACACUGUGUCACGGUCGGCGCCACACAGGUUUCGCCUGCACUGGUUUGGCGCUGCCCUGAAGGCCGUGCACUUGUUGCUCUUCUGGUCGGCCGCCGCGACCGUCGUUUCCGGGAUAUUCCGGAUGCACCCGGGCGGCGCUGCUGCAGACAACCGGAACCGGCAGGCGCUGGACAAGAAGCUGGCCACCACGUCGCCGGUAAAAGUCUACGAGCUGUACGUGUACAUGACGUUCACCACGUCCGCGACGGCCGCCCUGUGUCAGGUGCACAUGUCGCAGCCGUCGGUCGUGGCGCUGGUCGGCGAGUGUCUGCUCCGGCCACGCGUCCACCGCGGUGACGGCCGCUUCUGGCCACCGAUCAAGGCUUUCACCAUAGUCGCGUUCGUCGCCUACGAGUUUGGCAUUUACAUCGUGCUGUCCACGUCCAGGUUCAAUCACCAGUACUUCAUCUGCCUGUUCUCGUUCCUAUCCAACAUCGAUGGCAUCGUGGUCGAACAGUUUUUCUACGUCACUUGCCUGACGUUGUACGUCCGGCUGAAGCGGAUCCACGAGGACGUACAGGACCUGGUGCGCAAGGCCGAGCACCCGCGGUGGAGAUGUUGGGCGAGUCCCGCGGCCGGACAUCCGGCCCACUUGGGAAUACCGGCGUUUGGCGCGUCGGACAUCCGGCACCUGAGGUGCGCGCACAUGAGGGCGACGGAGACGUUUUCACGCGUCAACCGCGCGUUCCAGCUGCCGCUGCUGGUGAACAUGAUCGACAGUGUGUGCCGCAUAGUGUUCUACACGUCUGAGGUGACGUACCACUUGACUUACGUCAUGUGGGACAAACGUACGACGAUCACUUACGCGAACACCGUCCUGUACUCGGGCUAUUGGGGCAUGCGAAUCGUCCGGUUGUGGUACAUGCACUCGUGCGAGUAUUAUAUCACAAAAAUGAUUAUACCUAUACGGAUUUCAUUGAGUUGGCUUACAUUAACAUUAAAUCCAGUCACUAGCAGGAGAUUAAUGCCCGAGAUCAUUCUAUUUCAAAAUCAAUUAGACGCAAUAAGUUCAAAAUUCCAAAUAUACGGAAUGAUGAAUAUUAAUAUAGCUUUCUUCUAUGCAGGUUUUGGGUUGCUGAUGGCAUACAUUAUCUUCUUACUGCAGUUUUUCGGGUCUUCUUUGCAGCCAUCACUAGUGUACAAUAAUUUCACAGUAACUCCGAGUAUUAUAGAAAUCAAAAAUAGAACCGACAUUGCAUGA
Myzus persicae (green peach aphid) is the source of this 1338-nucleotide messenger RNA. RefSeq lists its product as uncharacterized. Lineage: Eukaryota; Metazoa; Arthropoda; Insecta; Hemiptera; Aphididae. The coding region runs from base 31 to 1338 and encodes 435 amino acids. The record is from RefSeq and is a predicted model, not a curated record. The transcript has 5 exons. Gene Ontology annotation, cellular component: membrane. Gene Ontology annotation, biological process: sensory perception of taste.